Messenger RNA from Vespa velutina, 11598 nucleotides. RefSeq lists its product as uncharacterized. Bases 1162 to 10608 code for a protein of 3148 amino acids. NCBI's taxonomy places the organism in Eukaryota, Metazoa, Arthropoda, Insecta, Hymenoptera, Vespidae. The transcript is spliced from 21 exons. Gene Ontology annotation, molecular function: chloride channel inhibitor activity; ATP binding; potassium channel inhibitor activity. Gene Ontology annotation, cellular component: cytoplasm. Gene Ontology annotation, biological process: protein phosphorylation; positive regulation of potassium ion import across plasma membrane; intracellular signal transduction. The record is from RefSeq and is a predicted model, not a curated record.
GGUGAUGGUUGUUGGUAGUGGUAGUGGUUGUUGGUGUGCUGGUUGUUGGUGGUAGUCUCAGUUUGUUGUUGUCGCAGUUGACCGUUGGUCGUGGUUAGUGACGAUCAGAGAAAUAUAAAUACGUGGUUCAUACUUGAUAAUAUUUUUUCAACGAUCUAAUUAAUUUAAGAGGAUUUUUGAAAUCUUUCAAAUAACGCAUCAAACUACAACAAAAAAAAAGGUAUGUGAUCGAAGGUCGAGCAGUUACUUUCGGAACGCGACUUAAAUGUCGACGAUCGUACUGCGCAUAGUACCGCAAGAGAGCGUAGCAACCAGUGAAAAAAAUGGUGGUUAUUUGGGUGUAGUCGGGAGAUUUUCUGCAACACAAAUGUGAGUACCGGCAGAUUAAGGGAUUACGAGUGCUGUUUGUCAGUGCACCACAAAGCUAAUAUGAUCAGGUUUAUAUCGGAGAAUAUUUAUGGAAGAAACACAAUGAGGAGUUGCAGUAUGUACCCAAAAUUAGGACAGGAUAAUAUUCUAUCUUCAAAUGACCUUUAAUCUAUUUAUUUUUCACUAUCAGAAAACUGUUUCAAGAAGUCCUAUGUGCAAAAUAGAACUGAAAAAAUCACGUUCGUUGUGUGCAGUAUUUUUUUUUAAAAUGUCAAUAAUUUUGAUUUUGCAUUAUUGCACACAAAGCCAACAAAUCUAUUGGAUUAAAAGCCAUUCCUGCAAUAAGAAAUGUUAAAAACCAGUUUAAAAAAAGACUUAAUAUUACAGAUUAUUUUUGUUACUUAGUUCUAAAUGGGUCAUAUCAAGCUUUUUGUUUUAAAAUGGUAUAUACAAAGGACAGCAAAUAAUUUAAAAGACUAUACCUUGGAGUCUUGAAGGUGUUUUAUAUGAUUUCAUCAAGUGAUCUGGCAUGACACAUUUAUUAAGACUUAAGAAUUAUGGAAAUUAUGUAUAAAGUUAAGAUUAUUGGAAAAGAAACGUUAUAAAAAUUUCUUCGAUUCUUCGCAUCUUUGAAGACAAGCUUAUUUGAAAUUAUUACAUCAUAAUUAUUUAAAAAAAGAAAUCGAAGAAAAACAAUAUUAAUUACUUAUCUAUUGAGCAAAAGUAAAAAUAAUAACAUUCAAAAUUGAUCAACAUUUUAACCAGCAAACUCUUAUAAGUUGGUUAUGUGCAAUGCCGAGAUGUUGCAAUGAAAACAAGGCAGUGAGUUCGGUGCGUAGUAGUCAGAAACACAGCAGUGAAGAUAUUGUGCUGACACAAACUCAAGCUUUUGCGAUUGGAAAUCAAUUAGAUUUGGAGGAAGAGUCACCAGUGGUUGAAAAAUCACAUAGAAGAGUUCGUUGUGAUCUGAGUCCUGUACCAACAAACACGAAUUCUAAUUUAAAUAUCAAACUUUUAAAUAUUAAGACUGAUAGAAGUACUCGUCAAGAACAUCAGGUGAGCACUGGAUCUGGUGGGUACAGAGAACGAGAAAGGGAGGCUAAAAAGAGAGCAGCUAUAGGCAAUACAGUGCGUGGUCUUCUCUCAUCUGGCCACAGCAGGCAGGACAGGUAUGAGACAAACAGGCAACGUUCAUCAGGUGGUACCAGUGGUGGCCUGUCUAGUUUAUGUCCUAAGCUGGUGGCCAGUGGGGGUGGUAGCAGCCAGGGUGGCAUUGGUUUGUCAGUGGGCCACUUAGCCUCUCAAGAAGGAGGAAGUCCUUGUACAGUUGUUACAACACAAAGAACUCACAAUCAUUCGCAUAAUCAUAGACGCCAAAGAAAGCUAUCCAUUGUUUCUCAAACUGCUUCUAGCUCCGGUAGCUCUUCUGAGAGAAAGACUCUAUCAGGCAUAAGUCGCUCUUCUGCUACAAUCUGCAAAAAGCAAAUUCGAAUGCAGCGAGCUGAUCAAAAUGCAGAUUCAUUGUCUAUAACUAGCAACGGUGUUGCAACUAGUUCACCUUCUUCUAAGAAGAAGGUUUUAUCUGCUCGUAUUUCAGAAAAGUCGUCUCCUCGGAGUCAAGAUUCAUCCUCCUUAGAUCAUGAAAAUGAUCGCAGCUUUAGUGAUGCAGAGGAGGCUAUUACUGCAACAGAAAAUGUGUUCAAAAUAUCGGGAUGUAGUUCUACACCUUCCACACCAAUGAGUAAAGUAAAAUCGAAAAGAACAAAUAAAGAUGAAGUGAAUAUAGAACCGAAUGUACAUUUAGAGUGCACAGAAUUAUUAAAACAUAAUAUCUCGAAAAUGUUUUCUGGUAUUAACGAGAAGGACACAUCUGCAACAGAAAUUCCAGAAUGUACCACAACAGAUACAAUAGAGCCAAAAAUGAAAAAAGAUAAUGUUAGCGAAGAUUUUGUUGGACACAGCAAUAAAAAAAUAUCCUCGUCUUCUGGUGCAAGUAAAAGAAAUAAUGAUGGGGACAAAUCUUUAAGAUCUAAAAGUAAAUCUAUUCCACAAGAUGUUAAUAAAUUACAUAAUUCUAAAACAAUAGAAGAAAUUGAUAUAAAAAGUAAUGUAGAUCCUACAACAACGUCCACAGAAACGUCCAUAAAUACUUUGAAUGCAAAUCCAAGAGGAAAAUCAUCUAAUAAUUGCUCUGAAUCUGCUACUGUAAAUAGUUUAGAAAUGGAAUCAAUGCCUAAAGACUGUAAUAAAGAAAAAUCAAAUGAGGAGAUAGUAAAAAAUUCCAGAUUUGUUACAUCCAAAGUUUCUGAAGAAGUGAUAGAAUCAGAAGGUAAAGAAACAGAGACACAAAGAGUUGAAGAUGAAUGUGUAACAAUUUAUGAUGAAGAUGAUAAUGGUACUAGUAUUAGUGAUAUAGUAGCAGCUCAAGCACUUCACGAGUCUUUGAGUAAAUUAGGGAAAGUUCCACCAAUGGAUACAGAUAUAGAAGUUAUGAAGGAUACAAACUUACAAGAAGAAACAGAUGUAGAGAAAAAUUCUCAGAAAGAAGGAGUUACACAAGAAGAGACUGUCGAAGGUUUUAUUGGCCCUUUGCUCGAUGAAAAUUUUAAAGCAGAUGAAAAAUUAAGUCAAAAAGCAAUGGCUAUGGAAGAAGUACGCAAUUUAUUAAUGAAAGCAAAAAUACAAACAGUUGAAGAUGAUGAUGAUGAAGAAAAAGCAAUAGGUAUUUCACCUGAUGGAAGGUUCCUAAAAUUUGAAGAAGAAAUUGGACGUGGUAGUUUCAAAACUGUUUAUCGUGGUUUAGAUACUCAAACAGGAGUAGCUGUUGCUUGGUGUGAACUUCAGGAGAAAAAAUUAAAUAAAACAGAAAGACUGAGAUUUCGAGAAGAAGCAGAAAUGUUAAAGGGACUCCAACAUCCUAAUAUUGUUAGAUUUUAUGAUUAUUGGGAAGUCACGCUUACACGUAGAAAAUAUAUUGUACUAGUCACAGAACUUAUGACAUCAGGAACACUAAAAACGUAUUUGAGAAGAUUCAAGAAAAUUAAUCCAAAAGUUGUAAAAUCUUGGUGCCGUCAAAUCCUCAAAGGCCUUAGUUUUCUGCAUUCUAGAUCUCCUCCAAUUAUUCACCGUGAUUUAAAAUGUGAUAAUAUAUUCAUCACUGGUACUACAGGUAGUGUGAAAAUUGGUGAUUUAGGAUUGGCUACAUUAAAAAAUCGGAGUUUUGCAAAAAGUGUCAUUGGUACACCAGAAUUUAUGGCACCAGAAAUGUAUGAAGAACAUUAUGAUGAGUCGGUUGAUGUCUAUGCAUUUGGAAUGUGUAUGCUUGAAAUGGCUACAAGUGAAUACCCAUACUCUGAAUGUACAGGUCCAGCGCAGAUAUACAAACGUGUUGUUUCGGGUGUUAAACCACAGAGUUAUGAUAAGGUAGAAAAUCCAGAAGUACGUGAAAUUAUCGAAAUGUGCAUUCGUUUGAAAAAAGAAGAACGACCUCUGGUUAAAGAUCUUUUAAAUCAUGAAUUUUUCGCGGAUGAUAUUGGUUUAAAAUUGGAAAUGGUGUCACGUGAUUCAGCUGUAGCAGAUGCUGAAUUAUCGCGUGUAGAAUUCAGAUUAAGAGUUUUGGAUCCAAAAAAACGGACAAAUAAACAUAAAGAAAAUGAAGCAAUCCAAUUUGAUUUCGACAUUCAAACUGAUAACGCGGAAGAAGUUGCCUCAGAAAUGGCUAAAUCGAGUCUUAUAUUAGAAGAAGAUGCCAAAGCAGUAGCUAAAAUGUUGAAAUCACAGAUAGCUGCUUUAUUACGAGAAAGGGAGGAGCGACGUGCUAAAGAAGAAAAAGAACGUUUAGAUAGAGAAGCUGAUACAACUACUACAUCUGCUGAAAAUAUUUUACAACAACAGUUAAUAUUACAGCAAAUGCAAUUACAACAACAACAGAUUCAAUCUGGUAUGGGUAUACCAAUACAAGGUCAGGUACCAAUGCAAUUGCAACCAAGUCAAAUACCAUUACAACAGCCACAAUUGCAAUCAACCUCUCAAGCAGGCCAACAGCAUAGUUUACAACCUCAACAAGUACAGUUGGUUCAGCAGCCUCUUCAACAACCACUUAUGCAGCAACAGACAUCAGUAGUUCAGCCUCAACAGGCUCAACAAAUACAACAAGCAACACAAGCUGCACAACAAGUUCAAUAUCAACAACAACCACAAUAUCAGCAAUUACCACAGCAAUAUCAACAACAACAGUUUUCACAACACGUUCCACAAAAUUUGAGUGCGAAUUCGCCACAAUGCUCCACUCCUCAAAAUGUUCAGGCCCAACCCCAGUUUCCUCCAGUAACACAACAAAUACAACAACAGCAAAUACAGCAACAACAGCAAAUACAGCAGCAGCAGCAAAUACAACAGCAGCAGCAAAUACAGCAGCAGCAGCAUCAAAUACAACAACAGCAGCAGCAUCAAAUACAGCAGCAGCAGCAACAAAUACAACAGCAGCAACAGCAGAUACAACAGCAGCAGCAACAAAUGCAACAACAACACAUGCAUCAACCCCAACAAUAUAUUCAGUUAAAUCAAAUGAGUGUACCACAGCAAUUAACACAUCAGAUUCAACAACAAUUACAAUCUCAAGUACAGAUGUUGCCACAACAACAGCAUAUGCAUCAACAAGUGCCACAACCUCAGCAGCAAGUACAAUAUUCACAAUCUCAGAUGCAACAUAUUCAACAAGUACAUCAACAUCCAGUUGGUUCUCCACCAAUUCAAAGUCAGCAAUAUUAUCAACAAAAUACAACUAGUAGUGCAGGAUAUACCAGUUCUGGUUUAUAUCAACAAAAUAUGCCACAACAAAUAUUUCACACAUAUACUACUUCUACUAAUCCACCUGGCCAUGUAGAAAUUUUAGCAUCUACUCAGACUGCGCAACAGAUUUAUUCACAUACAAAUAUUUCUGGAAGCACUGCUCCUGCAACUUCUCAAUCAUAUAUACAGCAACCAACUGGACAAGUUCAGACACAAAUACCAUCAGGAAUGAAUAUUCAAAGUUCAGUACCAGUAACUCACGUACAAAAUGCUGCAACUUCUACAAUGCCUAGUAUUCAAAGUGCCCCUUCAAUGCUCUCUAAUACUGGUCAUCAAGCGCAAUCUCAACAAAAUAUAGUAGUGCAGUUGCAGUAUUCGCAAAGUGGUACUGUUAUGCCCACUUCUAUGCCCAUUUCUAUGCCUACUUCUAUAUCUACUUCUAUGCCUUUGACAUCAGGAAUAAGUGGUCCUAUACAGACAUCUGCUAGUGACAGAUCAUCAUUAACUAAACAAGAUACUAUGGAAUCGGUACAAUCUUUGCCAUUGGAUAUACAAUCUACUAUACAUCAAGAACAGUUAAAUAAUCAACAAAUACCAAUUGCUAAUACAACUACUGUACCACAACAACCAGCAGUUUCAAGUGACGGAGUUAUUUCUGAAAGUUCAGAAAAUGUUACAACUUCCGAAAGAAGUAGAGUUAAACGAUCUGGUACUAAACGCAAGAAACCGGGUAUCAAAUUAACAGUCUUGUCAGUGAGUAGCGGAGAAGGACAGUCUAUGACUGUUGAGUGUCAGCUAGAUACUAGUAAACAAAAAACUGUUACAUUUAAAUUUGACCGAGAUGACAUGGUACCUACUGAUAUUGCUAACAAUUUGGCAGCUGAAAAUUUGCUACCACAAUCUCAGUGUGAAACGUUUAUAGAAUUAAUUGAAGAUAUCGUGAAACAAUUACGUUUAGAUCCGACGCGUGCUUUACCUUUAGUAGCCCAUGGUCCACCAGAUCAAUCUGCCGGUGGUAGUCCAGUUACAAGUCGUCGCCCAAGAGAUCGAGACCACAGUCUUGAUACAGCUAAGCAGGUGAGACAUGGCUCGCUAACUCGUCAAAGCAGUCACCGAUCGUCGUACAAAGUCCAUCGUAGGCACCGUUCGAGAGACGAAACUUCAAACACUUCUACUCCUACAAAAUUGUUGCCAAUCGAUCAAAUAAUAUCACAUAUUGCAAGUUCUUCUUUGGAUAAGCAACAAAAUGUUCCAACAACUGAUAGCCAAGGGGUUACUGAAUGCACAUCAGCAGAAGCAUCUAGACGAUCAUCUACAUCUACGCAAAAUACUGAUACAUUGACACCAACUAAUAUUCCAAGUGAUCUUACUGAUCCUCAAGAAAGUGGAAUUUCUGUAACAUCUGCAGAUACAGUUUUGGAAGCGACUCAUAUCGUUCAAGAAGAUAUUAAUACUUUUUCAAUUGCUCAAUUGCCAGCAGCAUCUACUCAAAAUCAAGUAGAAGAUGUGAAUGCUUCUACAUCUCAAACAAAUGAUUUAACGAAAGAUGAUACAUCAAAAGAAAUUAUAGAUAUUCAAGAAAAAGAUCUGAGUAAGGAUAUAGCAACAUCCGAUGCAAUUUCUAUAGAAACGUCCACGAUAACUGCUGCACCAAUACGCAAGAUAUCUCGCUUCUUAGUUAGUCCUGUGGUUGAACAAAAACAACUUGCAAGUGAAACAGAAGCUUCUGGUAUAACAGAAAAUAUAAAUAAUACUAUGAAGGGAGAUACUACAAAACCUGAAGAAACAGAAGUAACUACUUCAGAUACACAAGCUAUGACAGUAGAACAACCAUCUAACGUUGAUAUAAAUUUACCUAAUCUACAACAGCCUGUAGAUCAAAUGGAUAGUACUCAGCAUACUUUACAACAACAAUUUAAUCAACAAACUGCUGGAGUUCAAAACAUUUCUCAGAUGGCAAUACCAGGGCAAUUACAACAAAAUAUAGGUGCUGUACAAUCGAAUCAACAUGUUAUAAUGCCUAGUACCCCAAUUAUACAGCAAGUAACUCAACAGGUACAUCAGUCGACUGUUCAAAAUUUCACUACAAUAUCACAAAAAGAAAUGCAAUCUCAACAAAUACAAACGAGUAGUGGUUUAAAUACGCAAACACAAUAUCAAAAUCAAUCCACUGUGCAAUCAAAUAUUAUAAUACAACAACAACAAAUUGCUGUGCAACAAAAUGUAACUCAACAACAUAUGCAAACAGAACAAAAUCAAUUACAAUCUCAACGACCUGUACAUCAAUAUUUACCACAACAACAUCAACAAUAUGUGAUACUUUCUGGACCUAUACAACAAUUGCAACAGUCCAAUGUAGAUGAAAGAAAUCGUAGGAUUUCUAAUAUUUCCACUACGUCUAAUGUGUCAACAGAAUCUCAAACUAUCGAGGUAGCUAAUAUAUCUGAAGAUAAAAGAUAUUCUACAAUGAUGUCUAAUACACCUAUUCAACAUGUACAACAUGUACAAAUUGGUCCACAAGAUAGUUCUACUCCUAUAGCACAAGGAGUUCAAGAUCCUGGGCAACAUCAAGCAAUGCCUCAAAAUAUCGUACAUGUUUCAGGAAAUAUACCUGUUCAUAUGCCAGUUCCUGUCACAGUGCCAGUUCAUCCUAUUGUUUCUACUGAAUCUGCUCAUAAAGUUGUGCUUAAACCAAAAGAGGUAUCUUCUACACUUCCAGAUUUAGCACAAAAUUUAGCUAAUAUCUUAUCUAAUCCAAAAUCAAAAUCUGCUACACCACAUGGCUUGAGUACUCAUGAACCAAAUAUUAACACAACUGCUGUUAAUACAAAUGUUAUGGAUUAUAAACCUGCACUACAAUCAGAACAAUAUUUCCAACCUAUACAACCUGAAAUAAGUCAAUUGCCAAUACAACCACAAACACAGCAAAAUUUUCCAAACCAACCUAUGCAUCAAGUUCAUCAAAACCUACAAAACGUUCAACAACCAUUUCAAAGUCAGCAGUUACCUCAUCAAAGUUCAUCUUUUUUACCACAGGGAGCUCAGUUAAGUGUUCCAUUACAAACUGAUUCUCAAUUACAAAUUCUGCAACAAAAUGUAUCAACUCAUACAAUGUCUUCUCAAACAAAAUGGAUUGGUUCUACUAACCAAAAUAUAUUGCCUCAAAAUCUGGCAAUGCGAAAUGUUCAACCUAUACAAACUCAACCGCAGCUACAACAAGUAGCACCUGUCCAUCCACAAAUGCAGCAAAUACCUCAAGAUCAAGUUCAUGUAGAACCUGCUUCUAUAUCUGAUCAAUCUCAUUUACAUUUAAAACUUCCAGAACAGCAGCAAAUAGGAAAAAUAUUAGAUACAGAAGUUCAUGAUAGCUCUAGUGGCUGUGGAAUUAGACGUACGAGCUCUGAUUGUCAGUUAUUAACUUCGGAAAAUGAAAAUUCAAGUCACGAUGUAACUCCAGAACACACACUUGUAGAAUCUGUAGAUCCUACUUUAUUUAUGCAACAACAAAUUAUACAACAACAGCAGCAGCAACAACAGCAGUAUCAACAUCGUAAACUGAGUCAACAAAAUUCAUUGGAUAAAGUAUCAGAUAUAAGCAGUGUGGGAAGUACUAGUGGAACUGGACCACAAACAAUAGCAGAUUUGCAUCAAAAACUUGUUCAAGUAACUAGUCAACCAUCUGAAUUAUUAAAUGUUGGCACACCACCUAUAAGUUAUCCAGCUACACCUCACAGUCAUCAAGUAAUGGGGGGAUAUGAUGCAUAUAUGCAUUCUUUACAACAAAAGUUGGUUAAUAUUGGUAUGCCAAUAUCAUCCUCACAAAAUAUAGUACAGGGUCCAUUAUCGCCUCAGACUACAAUACAUUCUACGAGUGCUGGUAUUGAUUCAAGUGUGGUGACAAAUCCUGAAGGACCAAUAACAUAUCAAGAUGCUUCUUCUCAGCUUAUAUCUUCACAAUCUCACGUGGAAGGCUCAUUGGAUAGUCCUAUACCAGGAAGUCAAGGAGGACCUGAAAACAUGAGUCCGAGUAAAGAAAAUAUAAAAGUACGAAUUCAAAGACCAGGAUCUCGCCUUCAGGAAUUGGAACAAGAAUUAGCAAAAAUUCAUCACAGAGGUCCAGUACUUCCAACAACUUCGCCUCAACCGUUAACACCUCCUGUACCUGUUAUUAAUCCUCCGUUGAUACAACCAGCGUUGCAACAAACACAAAAUUUAUUAACAACGGUUCCAUCAGUACCUGUUGCCACUGUUACACCAAAUAUUGUGCAGUCUCGCUCUGAUACGAACACACCCGUACAAACAGAACUACAAGAUUCUGUUUCUGAGAAACCUGUAACACAACCUGUUAGAAAAAUUUCAAGAUUUAUGGUAUCUAAAGUAGCAGGACCUCCAAGCUCUGCUACAUCAAAUAUACAGCAACAAGAAAUUAAACCGUGUCAUCCUGAUGAACAACAAAUAACAGCGGCAGCGUAUAUGGUACAGAAUCGAGAAGGGUCCAUGCCCCCAUUACAAGCAACAUUAACAAGUAAUUCUCUACUUGCAGAGUUACAAUUAGAGAAAGAGGAACGGGCAUCAACUUUAACACCAAGUGAAGAAUAUCAAUUACUUAUAAAAAGGCAAACUAUGGAAUUAGAAAUACUCCAGCGAAGGCAUCGAGAAGAAUUAGAACGCUUUCAACAACAACAACUACAAUUAUUAAUUCAGCAGCAACAGCAAGCAAGUGCAUUACACCAUCAACAUCAUCCACUUCUUUAUCACACCGUAGCUACUAAUGCAGCGGCAGGACAAGGAAGAGCACCAGGUGUAGAUGAUCAUUUAACAUUUAGUACAGCCCCACAAACUCCAUUACAAAAAGGCAUCAGCAAUUGUCCAGAUACUGAUGAAACCUUAAGGUUAGCCAUGCAGAAGCUUAAACAAACUCCACUUCAACUUCAACAGCAACAAACAGCAGCCAGCAUACAACAUGCUUAUGUUAUCCCAAUUCCAGUAGUGCCUUCAGAAAGUAUGCAGAAUAUUUCUGCACAACAGAAUAUCAACUAUUCAAGCGAAACCUCUGAUACAUCUGAUUCAGUAAAUAAUCCUGUGAUUAUAAAUUCGAAUCAAUGUCAAUUUACACCAAUAAUACCAGAUGCAACAAACGUUACUUCUUCUGCAAGUGGAGCUUUAGUUGCACCAACACCAAUAUCAGGUUCUAUUGGAAGUGGAGGAUAUGUUCAAUAUCAUGAGGGUCCUUCGUUAGCAAACUUUCAAACAUUCAGUUGCACGUCGCAUGCUGGCUUCUUUUUACCAGCUGGAUAUCGUCUUAUAUAUGCGCCUACUGGAACCCCUCAGUCUCAACCAGCGACCCCUGCCACUCCACAAAUAGGAAGCUCACACGAUGGUACGCCUCCUACAGAACCCCAGCAUUGUUCUGAAAAUAUAACUAUUCUUCCUCAAGCAGAUCAAUAACGCAAUACACAAUUCAAAAUAUUCUAUACUUUCCAGUCAAUUUUUCCACAUAAUACAUUCUUUAUUUAACGUUGAAUAUUACUAUAAAAUUAUGUAUUAUUAUAAUUAUCCUUUAAUAUGAUAUGCUCCAAACAUGAUUAUAUCGGUCAUACAUGAGGUGCACACAUAUGAAAGCAUAUAUAGAAUGUAUAGAGCAAAUUAAUAAUGCUGUCCCAUUGAAAAAAUUGGUCGGUAUAAAAUCAGUUACUCUAUAUAAAUUUAAGGAACUCAUUAACUGAUAUUAUACCGACUAGAGUUUAGUUAGGCAGCAAUAAUGAUGCCCUUUGAGCUUGAUGUGUUAUGACAUUUACGUAUAAAUGCAUAGAAGAUAUUCUUGUUACCCGCGCACCAGCAAAACAUUAAUAUUUGGUAUGUGCCUCACGAUUGAAGCAAGAUUGAAAUUAAAUAUUUCAAGGAUAUUUUGAACUGACGUAAUAAGUUUCUGAAUGGUAAUAUGAAAGCUGGGGAUAGAGGCCUCUACAUUGUAUAACUGUGCUUCGAUAUUAAAAGCAAAUCUUCCAUUACUGGAAUGCUUAAAGGACCUUAAAUGCUCUCAAUCCUUCAAAUGGCACAGUCCAUAUUAGUACAGGCCUCAGCUAGUCUUACGAUCGAAAUGGCAUGUAGCCAUUCUGCUCGAUUAUAUGUAUAACUGUUAAUGUAUACUGAAUGCUUCAGAGAAGGGAAUGAAAAAAAGGAAGAGAGAGAGAGAGAGAGAGAGAGAGAGAGAGAGAGAGAGAGAGAGAGAGAGAGAGAGAAAGAGAGAGAGAGAGAGAAAGUAAGGAAGAGAGAACGUAUGUUUACUUGUGUGUGUGAUGUAUGAAUGUGUCAGAUGGAGGCAAACAGAGAAAAAAUAUGAUUAAUAUAGUCACUGUUAUGCUUUAAUGUAUUUCUAGCGAUUUUACCUAUUUCAAUUAAAGAGCAAGUGAUGUGUUACUAGUUAGCAAUCCUAUA